Oryza brachyantha (malo sina) is the source of this 1938-nucleotide messenger RNA. Its product is annotated as QWRF motif-containing protein 2-like. Gene Ontology annotation, cellular component: nuclear microtubule; cytoplasm; centrosome. NCBI's taxonomy places the organism in Eukaryota, Viridiplantae, Streptophyta, Magnoliopsida, Poales, Poaceae. The record is from RefSeq and is a predicted model, not a curated record. The transcript has 6 exons. Gene Ontology annotation, biological process: centrosome cycle; spindle assembly. Bases 45 to 1490 code for a protein of 481 amino acids. Gene Ontology annotation, molecular function: microtubule binding.
UUCGCACCUAGUACCCCCACUCGCGUCCGCGCGUCGGUCGCGCCAUGGCGGCGACCGCGGCGGCGCACGAGCCGCGACACCCACUCGCGCCGGCCGCCGCCCUCGCACCCAACUCCGCCACCGCGUGUUCGACGCCUCGCCGCGGCAAGCCCGGCCCACCCUCCCCUUCCUCCCGCCACGUCUCCUCCCUCACCUCGUGCGCCGCCGCGCGCCGCGUCGCGGGUGCGGGCGCCCCGGCGACGCACCCCGCGGCGGCCGCUGCCGCCACGAUGCGGAUGCGGAGCCUGUCGGUGUCGUUCCAGGGGGAGUCGUUCGUCUACGAGACGCCUCGCGCGGCGCCCCCGCGACGCGCGCCUGCUGCUGGGCCGAGGCCGACGCGCCGGCGGGGAGGCGAGGCCGAGAACGAGCGGCCGCCGCCUUCGCAGCGCGGCGGAUCGGCCGCGAAGGCGAAGGGCGCGGCCGACGCGCUCGCGCGCAGCCUUGACUGCAGCCUCCACCGCAAGGAGUCCAUCCUCGCCGCCGUCCGCCUCCUGCGCAGCUCAAUCUCUCCCGGGAACGCCGCCGACGCGGCCACCGAACACUCCGGCUCGGCGGACACCGAUACCGACCCCACGCUGCCCAGUAUCCCCACGCAGACGAGGUUCUGGCAGGAGACGAACAGCCGUCUGCGGCGGCUCCCGGAGUCCGGCCUGCCGAACCCCAUCUCCAUCUCCCGGAGGCCAUUCUUGGACGGUCCAAUGUCGCCGACGCUUCUCGAGACCUCGCCGUCUCGCCGCGACGGGCAGGACGGGAGGGAGGAGGCACGAGCGCCGGCGAACGCGCCGUCGAUCAUCAGUUUCGCGACGGCGGUGAGGAGGGCCAACAAAGGGGAGGACAAGAUUGAGGAGGCACACAGGCUGCGGCUGCUGGACAACCGUCAUCUGCAGUGGCGCUGCCUUAAUGCUCACGCCGACGCUGCCGCCGUCGCGCAGAGCUGCGCUGCCGAGAAAGCUCUGCAUAGUGCAUGGAAAGAUAUCUCAACCUUACGUGACAAUGUGAGUUUCAAAAAGAGCAAGCUUCAGCUUCAAAAGCAAAAACUCAAACUAUUUACCAUUCUCAAACAACAGAUUGCUUACUUAGAAGAGUGGUCUCAUCGAGAAAACAAUCAUACGAGUUCGAUGUCUGAAGCAAUUAAAGCAUUAGAGGCUAGCACCAUCCGUCUUCCGAUCGUUUGUGGUGCUAAGGCUGAAGCACAAGAUGUCAGGGAAGUUAUCAGCUCUUCUGUGGCCAAAAUGGAUACAAUGGCUUCCUCAAUGUGUUCUUUAUUGUCAAAGGUUGAAGGAAUGAGUUCCAUGGUGUUUGAGCUAGCAAAAGUUGUAUCACAAGAACAGAUGUUGUUGGACCAAUCAAGAGACCUCUUUUCUGCAGUAGCAGUAAUGCACGUUAAACAAUGGAGCCUGCAAGCUUAUAUUCUUCAAAGAAAGCAGAAGCUUUGCCAGGCACAGUUGUAGGUCAGUUUGGUACCAACCUUCAUGGCCACUAACAUCAGCUGGCUUGAAUUGUCCUAACGGGAGAGACUAGGCAAUGAAACCUGUCUAUAGUUGACUUCAUUGAUUGAACAGGAUCAGAAAAAUGUUUGAUCUCACAAGUCACAACUCACAACUCACAGACAGUUUGUUUUUUUGGUUGUGCAUAUAUCAUAGAUGGUUUACCUGAAAUGUGUGCAGAGGAUGUAUAUAGAAAACCCAAUAUUGACGGGUUUUUUUUUGUGCGUGCGUGUGUGUGCAUAUCAUAGAAAGUCUGGCUGAAAUAUUUGCAGAGGAUGGAUACAGAGAAUGCAAUGUUGACCAAAUACAAAUGAUGUAUGUAGAAAUGACAAUCUUUUCAUUGUGUGCUUACUCCACUAUGUAUGCCGGAUGCUUAGUGUCAAAGGAUACCGUGAGUUUUUAUAUUCUAAAA